CUCCAGAAACCUCCACAAUCCUAUCUUCACCAUGUCCUCCUGACUCUCAAAAAUGGUCGCACAGACCAUUUCCGUGAAGAACUCCGGGUCACACCUUGUACAUUUGACAAUCUUGUCUCCGCCAUCAAAGAAGAUAUUAUUUUUGAAAAUUACUCUGAAACUGCUCAGCAAGCUCCAGUUGAAGAGCAGCUUGCAGUUGUGCUAUACCAAUUUGGGCAUGAUGGAAAUGCAGCAAGUGUACAGAAGGUCGCAAAUUGGGCAGGUAUUGGAAAGGGUACUGUUUUGGUAUACAUGAAACGUGUAAUCACUGCAUUCCUAUGUCCUGAGUUGAUCCACAAUGCAGUCCGGAUGCCAACAGAUGAGGAGAUAGAGAAAGCAAAGAAUUGGGUACAAGCUCAUUCCUGUCGGCGAUGGCGCAAUGGUUGGUGUUUUGUCGAUGGCACCCUGAUUCCCUUAUAUGCUCGACCAUAUUGGUAUGGUGAGAGCUAUUAUGACCGGAAAUCUCGCUAUUCGUUGAACGAUCAGGUGAGUGAUGUAGCUUUGGAUCUUGUUUUUUAA
This is a messenger RNA of Lentinula edodes (shiitake mushroom), 558 nucleotides long. RefSeq lists its product as uncharacterized. The record is from RefSeq and is a predicted model, not a curated record. The transcript has a single exon. Lineage: Eukaryota; Fungi; Basidiomycota; Agaricomycetes; Agaricales; Omphalotaceae. The annotation marks the transcript as partial.